Molecule: messenger RNA, 1143 nt
Organism: Sinocyclocheilus anshuiensis
Lineage: Eukaryota; Metazoa; Chordata; Actinopteri; Cypriniformes; Cyprinidae
Product: thyrotropin-releasing hormone receptor
Exons: 2
Coding region: 1-1143 (380 amino acids)
Biological process (GO): phospholipase C-activating G protein-coupled receptor signaling pathway
Cellular component (GO): membrane
Molecular function (GO): thyrotropin-releasing hormone receptor activity
Source: RefSeq, a predicted model, not a curated record
AUGGAUAACAGCACCUCAACAUAUCCUGACAGAAACUCCAGCGACGGUCAGACUCUGGCCACAAUGCCGGAGAACUCGCUGGAGGUUCAGGCGGUCACCAUCUCUCUGUCGCUGCUGAUCUGCGGCGUGGGAAUCGCCGGGAACGUCAUGGUGGUUCUGGUGGUGAUCCGUAGCAAACACAUGAUGACCGCGACCAACUGCUACCUGGUGAGUUUAGCCAUGGCUGAUCUGACCGUGCUUUUGGCCGCCGGUUUACCGAACAUCUCUGAGGUUGUGGCUUCGUGGAUCUAUGGCUACGCCGGCUGCGUUUGCAUCACUUACCUGCAGUACCUGGGCAUCAACGUCUCGUCCUGCUCCAUCACGGCCUUCACCACCGAGCGCUACAUCGCCAUCUGCCACUCCAUCAAAGCCCAGUUCAUCUGCACCGUAUCGAGAGCCAAGAAGAUCAUCGCCUGCGUCUGGAUCUUCACAUCUCUCUACUGCAUCAUGUGGUUCUUCCUGGUGGACACCAAUGAGACGAUUUAUUCUAACGGCGUCGUGGUCCGCUGCGGCUAUCGGGUGUCCAGGAACCUCUACAUGCCCAUCUACUUCCUGGACUUCACGCUGUUUUAUGUGGUUCCUCUCGUCGUGGCUUCGGUUCUGUACGGUCUGAUCGCCAGGAUCUUGUUUCGAGACCCGCUGCCGUCGAAUCUGUCCGAGCAGAGGCUCUCCGUGCAUCAGGGCCGACGGCACAGUUCUGUGAAAGUGUCCUGCAGAGCAAACAGCGCAGCGUCUUCCAGAAAACAGGUCACAAAGAUGCUGGCGGUGGUGGUGGUUCUGUUCGCUCUCCUCUGGAUGCCGUAUCGGACUCUAGUGGUUGUGAAUUCGUUCAUGGAUCCGCCGUAUCUCAACACCUGGUUCCUGCUCUUCUGUCGCAUGUGCAUUUACACCAACAGCGCAGUCAACCCCAUCAUCUACAACGCCAUGUCGCAGAAGUUUCGCGCUGCUUUUAAGAGGCUCUGCGUCUGUAAACGCAGGUCAGAUCAGAGCCGAGCAAGCAAAAGCACUGUAAGUGUUUAUUACAGCGUCAUAAAAGACUCCUCCAGUGAAAGCAGUAUGAAGAAACACGGCAGUGUGAAAACAGACAUGCUUAGCCCUGCUUGA